AGGGGAGUGAUGAAGAGACGAAGGGAGGGUGAGGGAGAGGGAGAGAGAGAUGAAAUAAGCGAUAAAGAUGAUAGCGAUGAGGCUUUCGUGUAUAUGCACAGUAACUGGGUGUGUGUACCAUGCUAAUAAACACUAACCGUAAAGGGCCUUUAUUACGGAAACAACACAGCAAUAUUGAAAUACCCCUGUGACGUUGUGUUUGGGAAUGACUGUCAGGUCAAAAGGGAGGCAGUUCCCACAAUGAGAUAAUUCUGACCACAUGCUGCUCAGACCAAGUUGCCAUGACAACCACCAGGUACUGUCAGAAGGGCGGAGCUCAGAUGGACACCUCACGUCUCUCUUUGUAGCCUAAUGAGGAUACAAAAAUAAAAAAAGUGGAGACAACAAGAAGAGAGGCGGAGAAAGUGAUGAGCGAGAGGGAAGAAAACAGGACCUGUGUUUGGGCAGGAGUGUUCAUUUCAAGCUGGCAGUGAAAGCAUGGUCACUCAGGAGCACUGGAUGAUUACCCUCCAGAGGGUCUACUACCCAGUUCUGGCCACCAUUGGAAUACCCUCCAACAUCAUUACCUUCCUAAUCUUCUGGAGGAGGAACUGUAUGCUGUCCAGGUCCAGCACCUUCUACCUGAUGGCCAUGUCGGUGGCAGACACAGGUGUGCUGGUGUGCAUCGUGGUGCUGGAGCUGGUGGUCAAAUUCCACAGUGCGGAGCCUUUCUGGGCACGGCAACCCUGGUGCAGCCUCCGAGACCUCUUCACCUACGGCUCCUACAACGCCUCCACCUGGCUGGUGGUCACCUUCACAGCUGAACGCUUCCUUGCGAUCAACACCUGGAGCCUGAAGUCUCGCCUCUGCACGCCGCGCUGUGCAUUGUGGGCCAUCAGCAGCAUUUACGUGUUGAGUCACCUCCUGGCUGUGCCACACCUCUGGGCCAACGUGUCCGAGUACGACCGGCAGCUGGGGAGGUGGACCUGUGUGUACAACGCGCAGGCACCCAUCCUCUUCAUCCACAGCCUGGUGGGCUUCCAGACGCUGCUCUCCUACAUCCUGCCUUUCCCAAUCAUCAUCACUCUGAACGGGCUCACGCUACACCACAUCUCUGUAUGCAACCGCAUUUGGCCCGCCCAGGAGCCACCGGUCUCUCCGGCAACGGCCGCCAAACCUGGCCUCAGGGUGGCACCGAUUCUGCGCUCGCGGAGAAGGAAGUCGGUGGUCCUGCUGGUGACUGUGUCCAUGACGUUUCUGAUGCUGUCGGUGGUGCGGGCCGUGACCCAAAUCAUCCUGCGCACGUCUAGCCCCGAGCUAAAGCGCCAGGACUACGGUCUCCCACUCAACGUGGCGGCCGACCUGGGCACCAUGCUGUGCCUGAGCAACGCGGCGGUCAACAUGUACCUGUAUGCUGCCACGCAGACCAAGUUCAGACAGGAAGUCAUCGCCUGUGCCAAACAGGGCCUCGCAGUGAUGAAGAGCAGCCUGACCCCAUCCACCAUUGUAACUGCCAGGCCUCAGUGACUCACAGCGAGCUUUCCAGGCAUCUAUCAUUAAAGAAUGAAAUCUCUACAGAGCUAGAAGAUGGAAGCUUGAGUGAACCAGAGUCAUAUUAAUUAUUCAUCGAUAUGAAUUGCAGGUUUGCUUUUCCCCUGCCUGACCACGGCCAGCGACUGCAUCAUCUCACAGUAAUUCAUUCACAGCUUGCAGCGGCAGAGAGGGCAGAAUGUAAUCUUUUUUCUGCCACUCUGAAAGACCUGAUUCUGUGAGCUCUCCCUCCAUGUAAGCCCUGUCUUAAUGGGCUCCCUCUGCUUGGGACUGGGGCUGUUUUAUCCCCCACAGAGACCAGGAGAGGAACCAGACACAGUCAUUUAAGUCCAUUUGCAGUGGAAACACCCCAGUGGACUUCUCCUGGCCCCUUCAAACGUUACAGGCUUUUUAACAAGCCUUCUCCACUGAGAGCUGAAAAGGCAAGGACAUGGUGUACAGGCACAAAAUGCAUUAAGACUCUGCCCAGAAUCUUCACUUCUCAAAAGACAUCCAUCGAAUGUACAGACUGUGAGACAGUAGAUGUGGGAGCCAGGGACAAGAAGAGGGAAGUAGACAUAAAAUAGUAUAAUAGAGCUUGUAUCAUUUUUCAUUCACGUUUCUCUGUGUUUGUGUGUGUUUGCAGUAGUCGGUGAAGGGUAACAUUUUCCUAUAAAUACACAGGGAUUCAUAUUCAAACAAGGAAGUAAAAACUUGUUUACGCUGUGGUUCCAGUUGUAGAUAGUCAUCAGUGCAUCAUCCCUUUAUCAGUAGGUCAACAAGUGGCUCUCUGAUAAGCACAUGGACUUGUGUGUCUUCUUAUCAGAUCUUUGCCAUUCUAAUUUGCUUGACUCUAUAAAGCUGCUUUAAUUUUC
This is a messenger RNA of Clupea harengus (Atlantic herring), 2384 nucleotides long. Its product is annotated as putative G protein-coupled receptor 139. Gene Ontology annotation, molecular function: G protein-coupled receptor activity. The record is from RefSeq and is a predicted model, not a curated record. Gene Ontology annotation, biological process: G protein-coupled receptor signaling pathway. Gene Ontology annotation, cellular component: plasma membrane. NCBI's taxonomy places the organism in Eukaryota, Metazoa, Chordata, Actinopteri, Clupeiformes, Clupeidae.